CUUCACCUGGCCCCAAGCUGAACGCUAUGGUCGACACGUCUCCGUCAUCCACGGCUAAAGCGAUGGCUUCGGCUGGAGAGGAAGGGCCGGCUGCCGCGGAGGCGCAGGUGGCGCACCAGGUGCCCACAGCUGCGCUGGCGGCUGCGCCGGCGGCUGCGCCGGCGGCUGCGCCCGCGGCGACCGAAGGCUACGGCCCUGGUGACGUCAAUCCUGAGUUGGUGCUUCAGGCCAUUGAGGCCGUCACGCAAGCGCUAGCCGAAUCGAAAGAAGCAAAGAAGCUGGAGGCGGAAGAGGUGCGCGAAGAUCUCGAGCUGCGGAAGCGCUUGGAGGCCUUCACGGCGGAGAAGGGCGCCGAGACUGUUCGCCAGGAGCUGGGCAAUGCCUCCAAGAUUCUCCGGCGACUCUCCGAGGACAUCCUCAACGUGAAGCUGCACGCUAUGCGACGAGAGGUGUUAGAGAGGACGGUGGGUGAGAGCUUGUUCUUCACUUUCGAGGAAGCCGGCUUCCAGGAGUGCUCCACGGAGACCGGCCAAGUGCUGCGCUGGGCUGGUCCUGACUGCAGUGAACGUCUCAAGGUGUCUCGACGGAAGGAAGUGCUACAUGAAGUGCAACGUGCUGCAGACUUGUGCUUAGAUCCUGACACCAUGAGCUUUGACCAAGUCUCAGAGAUGGUCUCCAAAGGCCGCACCUUGCCUGGUAUCCUUCAGAUUGAUGACAAAGUGGAAAAACCACUGCCCGCGAAGGAUUCCGCAUUGGAGAGACCCAAGAAGCCAUGGGAGAAGUGAGCAUGGGAUGCUUGAGACCGGUGCAACAUGAAGCAGGAACUCCAGAAAGACAAGCUCUUGAUUGAUCAGUUCUCC
Durusdinium trenchii is the source of this 860-nucleotide messenger RNA. Lineage: Eukaryota; Dinophyceae; Suessiales; Symbiodiniaceae. The record is from the annotation of a GenBank genome assembly.